UGUAUUGACGUGUUGUUAGCAAAUGGGAGCAGAAGGGCCGAUCCUUCGCCUGGAGAGGUUAUUCUGACUACAGGGUUGAUCCUUCGCCCGGAGAGGUUAUUCUGACUACAGGGUUGAUCCUUCGCCUGGAGAGGUCAUUCUGACUACAGGGUUGAUCCUUUGCCUGGAGAGGUCAUUCCGCUCCAUGGUCGAGUCUGACUACAGGGUUGAUCCUUCGCCUGGAGAGGUCAUUCUGAUUACAGUUGCCACUUCUUGCCAAAAUCUUCAGGGUUUAAAGACUCGAUCACUGCGACUACAUUUAUACACAUUAUUCUGUUUGCUCCAAUCGAGACACGGAUCCCGAUGUUCAAUCAGGAUUCAGGAACACUUCCACAUCUAACAUUGAAAGGAGAUACUUCGUGAACUGUUCGAUAUUUCGGUCUGAUCUGACUACCGAAGCAUGGUUGAUGACACCAGUUUAGCAACUAAAUCUGCUUUGCAAGCAGCUUUCCCCUCGACCUGCAACCUCCCCCUGCUCGUCUCCUCUGCCUCGACACACAGCCACUUCCCCGGUUCACACUCACAGUCCGACCAGCCCAACGGCGGAGGCAUGAAGCUGGAGGCGGUCAUGGAAAACCUCCAAAGACAGCAGGCUGCCCGCCUGGCGCUAGAAGAGAAGCUCCGUCAGGCGGAGAAAGAGAAAGACCUCCGCUCCAUGGUCGAGUCCCAGAUCCAUCAACAAGCCCUCGCCUUCCGCCACUACCAGGCAGCGGUCCGUGGCGCUUUCGCUGCGGGAAUAGCGAACUCUUCUCUCGGGUUGGCGAGCUCCGCUGAACGGGAACUGGCUCUCCCUCACAGUCUUGACGCUCGCAGGCACUCGGCCAAAGCCGACUCCGAUAUGGACGAUGAUCCAGAGGGCAUGGACCGAGGUAUAAAUGAUGACAACAGGGAUAUGGACAACGAGGGAAUCGUGGACGAUGAGGAGGACAUAGAGGGGGCUCUCAGCCACUACCAGCCCCGCCACCCCAUGCACCCCGGAGCGGGAGACUCGUCAAAGGUCACACUUGUACAUCUCAUGUCCAGAGCCCCUCCGUCCUUCGCUGCGCCCCGGCAGUCAGAGACCCUGGGCGGGAUGGCACCACAGUCUCAGCAACACGAAUGGACUUACGACGAGCAAUUCAAACAGUCAGGACAAAGCAGGUCGCCAGAGAGGAAGCUGGGAAAUUCAAGUGUCGGUAUCGGUGGCGUCUCCUCGUCGCUGAUUCAGGAGUUGUACGAGUUGGACGACGAGGUCAAGAGGAAAGAGUUUCUUGAUGACCUCUUCAGUUUUAUGCAGAAGAGAGGGACUCCAGUGAAUCGUAUUCCUAUCAUGGCCAAGCAGGUGUUGGAUCUGUACACGCUCUACAACCUGGUCACAGAAAAAGGCGGCUUAGUGGAGGUCAUCAAUAAGAAAAUAUGGCGUGAGAUCACCAAAGGCCUCAACCUCCCUACCUCCAUCACCAGUGCAGCGUUCACCCUGCGUACACAGUAUAUGAAGUAUCUCUACCCCUACGAAUGUGAAAAGAGGGGUCUGAGCUCCCCCGGAGAGCUCCAGGUAGCUAUCGACAGCAACCGCCGUGAGGGACGUCGUCAGAGCUAUGGGUCGGCCAUCUUUAACUACUCUCCAGUAGGGACUCCCUCCAUCCUCUCCUCCCCCAAGAUGAGCAUGUCUCGCCUGGCCAUGUCCACCUACAACGGAGUACACCUGACCCAGGAACACAACAUCAAGAAAGAGGAUGGCCUGAUGUCGGGAGUUCUGCCUGGCCGUGUUGGGGAGAUGCCCAUGUCUCUGGGAGGGCGCCGCGGGGCGGCUGCAGCGUUGGAGCAGCUGGGGGAGCCGCCGGAGAAGAAGAGGAUGUUGAUGGAUCAACAGAGGCUCAUGCAGCAUGCGCUGCAGCAGAACCUCCUCGCCAUGGCAACGCAGCUGCCCAUCAAGUUAAACAACGGAGGUGAGAGGAUGAGAGAUGACAGACAAGAGACUCCAUUGAACCUGUCUACCAGCGGCAUUAGCAGCAUCAACGUGUCAAUAGAAAUAGAUGGAGUUGUCUACACAGGUGUUCUGUUUGCCAAGAAGCCCUCCCUUCCCAUGAUGCUGGGUGGUCACCAGAUCCAGAACCACACCUCCUCUCUGGGAAAGACCAGUCUGGGGCUGAACUCCUCCUGCGUACAGAUCCAUCCGUCCUGCUGCUCCUCCUCCUCCACGUCCUCCACAUCCUCGGUCCACAGAUCCGGAAACUCCUCCCCCUGAUCUGAGUUCCACCCACAGCCCCACCAACUCACUUUAAACCCCGCCCCUAUCCUCCCCCAAAGACUUCUGUUGUUUUUUCCCCCCUCCUCCUCCCUUUUUCUCGAUUUCCUUAUCCCAGUUAAAAUAACAAUAAACAAAUAUUUACAGAGGAAAUACUUCCGUAGGAAAAGAACAAGAAAAGGCUCUCCUUCUAUUCUCUCUCCUCCGAUCUCUGAAUAGCAAUGGUAUGCAGAGGACCUCUGAUCCCAAUGGUAUGUAGAGGACCUCUGAUCCCAAUGGUAUGUAGAGGACCUCUGAACCCAAUGGUAUGCAGAGGACCUCUG
This is a messenger RNA of Oncorhynchus masou masou (cherry salmon), 2589 nucleotides long. Its product is annotated as AT-rich interactive domain-containing protein 3A-like. Lineage: Eukaryota; Metazoa; Chordata; Actinopteri; Salmoniformes; Salmonidae. Gene Ontology annotation, biological process: regulation of transcription by RNA polymerase II. Gene Ontology annotation, molecular function: DNA binding. Bases 440 to 2266 code for a protein of 608 amino acids. Gene Ontology annotation, cellular component: nucleus. The transcript has 9 exons. The record is from RefSeq and is a predicted model, not a curated record.